Molecule: messenger RNA, 225 nt
Organism: Mytilinidion resinicola
Lineage: Eukaryota; Fungi; Ascomycota; Dothideomycetes; Mytilinidiales; Mytilinidiaceae
Exons: 1
Source: RefSeq, a predicted model, not a curated record
AUGGCUUCGGGGUCAUCUCAAGACUCUGAAGUCGCUACCAUCCUUCAGGAAUCCAGCGGCCAAAACCCACCCAAGCCCCCGUUCGAAGUGGUGAAGCAAUACGAUCCACGGGGUGAAUGGACAUUGCAUCGGCUUGUUCCAUCCACCAGCUUUGUGUGCAGACAGUGCAACAGGCAGAAGAAGGCGAAACUUGUUGCUACACGCCAUAGUCGAUGGGACGACCUU